Mesorhabditis belari is the source of this 1380-nucleotide messenger RNA. The record is from the annotation of a GenBank genome assembly. Lineage: Eukaryota; Metazoa; Nematoda; Chromadorea; Rhabditida; Rhabditidae.
AUGCAGCUUUUCUGCCGUUGUUUGCUAUUCGUUUCGCUAUGUACAAUAUUAAUUGCACUGGAUUUGCCUAUAUACUUACGAUAUGAAGACACAGGCCCUGAUCAUAUUUUGCUUCCAAGACAUAGCGUUGAAAAAAGAAGAUUUCGACGAUUGGCUGAGAGAACAGACGAAGAAGAUGACGGAGAUUAUGCAGGCGAAGGAUGGACUCUACCAACUGAUGUUAAAGAAGAAAGGGUUGGCGAUGAGGACCAUACCUAUUACAUGAUGACGUCAAUGAUCAAUAAUAAAACUGAAGUGACAAAGAAUUGGAUUGAUGUAGACUUAAUGCUUACACAAGAAAAUGUUACCGGAAAUCGUCGCCACGUUCAACUUGUUAAUGGACACCGAAAAGCUAUUGGAGUCAAUCUAACUUUCGUGUUCCCAUUCUAUGGUCACAACAUGACAAAUGUCACAAUUGCGACAGGAGGUUUCCUUUAUGUUGGCGAUCAGACGCAUAGCUGGUUGGCGGCCACGCAGUAUAUUGCUCCUUUAAUGGCCAAUUUCAACACUCUUCGUAAUGGUUCCGAUAUUUUGUAUGCCGAUGAUGGGGAACAAUUUGUUUGUGAGUGGAGAAGGGUUCAAUUGCGAGGACAAGAAACUAAAGGACCUUUCAACUUUCAAUUGACUCUUUUGAAGUCUGGUGAUAUCACAUUUGUCUACAAGGAUGUACCCAUUCCGAUCAAUGAUAUCUCCGAAGAUCAACACCCAGUAAAACUCGGGAUUUCUGAUGCAUAUCUGUAUGAACACAAAAAAGGAAUGGGUAAUGGCGCAGCAAAGCGAGUAAUCUAUGAGUAUCAUCGCAUUGAAAUUGCCCAUGAGAAUGCCAUCAAUAAUUCGGUUAUUCGUCUCAAGGCUCAACCCACAUGUCAACAAUUCACAACGUGUAGUAAUUGCUCAAAUGCUACCAUUGAACAUUUCAAUUGCUCGUGGUGUCAUGCAAAAAAGGAACACGGUGGCCCUUUUUGCACAGAUUCUGGAGGCCUCCAUCGUCGACGACAGCAAUGGGUUGAAAAUAAUUGCAAAGAUCAAAGUCGAACAAUCUAUUGCAAUGGAAAUGAUGAUGAGAAUGAGAUUGAGGAUAAUGACGAUUCAACAACAUCGACAAUAGCUUCAACAAAUGCCACAAAAACAAACGGGGAACAUUUGGAGAAAAAUGCUCGUGGCUCGAUGGGAAUCUCCACUUUGUUGUUACUUUGUGUCACUGUGGUGGCGACAGUCGCAUGGCUUGCCUAUGCUUACUACAAUCCACACACACCGAGUGGACAACUCUUGAUUAAAUAUCGUCCAUCUCGUUGGAGAGCUCCGAUGAGUCAUGUUAGAUAUUCGGCUUCCGUUCAUAUG